Messenger RNA from Pseudocercospora fijiensis CIRAD86, 1767 nucleotides. RefSeq lists its product as uncharacterized. Lineage: Eukaryota; Fungi; Ascomycota; Dothideomycetes; Mycosphaerellales; Mycosphaerellaceae. The transcript has 3 exons. Bases 141 to 1568 code for a protein of 475 amino acids. The record is from RefSeq and is a predicted model, not a curated record.
CGAGAGGGUGUCAACGAGCAGAGCAGACAACUUAUAAAGACUGCGUUCGCCGCGAUACUGCCUGCGCGUCCAUCUACAUCUACAAUCUUGCCACCCUUCAAAUUUCUUGUUGACUACCCUACUCUGACACUCGAGCCACAAUGACUUCUCCACUUUCUCCUUCGCACCAGUCCACUCUGCCUACUCGUACUAGUACGCUCGAUUCGGAGGAGGCCAUCCCUGAUGAGGAUAGCAGCGAGACCACCAAACUCUUCCACGAAAGAUUGCAGGCAUGGAAGCACGCAUGUGCUUACGUCGAGGAUUAUGUCCAAGCUACCGAGAAGAUGCACAAGGACAACGCCAAAGACUUCGAAAAAGUGCUGAAAACGGUCAGCCAUCCACUCAAGGAGGGCCAUCACUUCGACCAAAAUCUUGGAGGGGUCGCAGGAAUGUUUGACAAUAUAAGGUCUAACACCCAAGGCUUAGUGAAUCUGCAUAAUGAAACAUCGGCUUCCUUGAAGGGAUCAGUACUGCCAAUAUUCGAGCGGCUGCACAGCGAAAUCAAGCACAAAACCAAGGAGCUUAGCAAAGGGGCAGGCAAAGGAUCAAAGGCCGUAGACAAAGCACGCAAUACUUCACAGAAGCAUAUCGAAUUUUUGGGUCAGCACACUGCUGCUUUUGACUCACACGGUGGUUCAGUAAAAGCUGCCGAUGAUCCCUACAUCCUCCAGAGACAGGUGUACCAUCGCCUCAAUAAACAAGUCAUCGAAGAGAACAACAACCGCGAGGAUAUGCUGGCCGUGCAGAAUAACUUUGCACAAUUUGAGGCUCAUAUCCUGCAGACCUUUCAACAGGGCAUGGCGCAAUUCAACCAGAUUGUCUCUCAACAAGCAGAGAGCACUCGGACGAUGUACGGCGAUAUGCUCGGCAAUAUUCAACGCAUCCCCCCUGACUUCGAGUGGAAUGGUUUCGUCAAGCGCAACGUCGGUACACUCAUCGAUCCCAAUGGGCCAAAGAGAACGGUCGAGAGCAUUCGAUUCCCCAACCAGGACCAUAAAGCUACGCAGCCACUUAUUGCCGGUUCUCUCGAACGCAAGAAGAUGCUAAAGCGGUACGACGCGGGCUAUUAUGUGGUCACGCCCUCGAAGUAUCUUCACGAAUUCAAAUCAGAUGAUGAUUUCGCGAAGGAUCCUAGCCCGGAGAAUUCGCUCUAUCUCCCAGAUUGCAUGAUCGGCGCUGUUGAUGGUGUCAAGUUCAAUGUCCGUGGCAAGGAUACUAGCGGGAACGCUUUGAUGAACAAGAUGGGCAGAGCUCAUGAGUUCGCCUUCAAGGCACAUACUCCAUCAGAUGCACAGAAGUGGCACUCUAUCAUUGCGAGCGUUGCCGGACAGUCGACAAACGAGAUGCCAGGAAACGAUGAGAGUCCUGUUGGCAGUCCAGUCGUGGACAGGAGCGAUGCCCCGAGUGAGGCUGCGCCACAGCAGACUACUGGCACGAUAGAGUCGCCAGUCGCUCCAACGACUUCAGACCCAACCACAGUGAAUGCUGCAACGCAGCCUGCUAUCCCUCACACCACCGGGUCGGCCUAGACCACUGGCGAAACAUCCUUCUUCAAGAUCAAGAACCAGAGAAAUCAGCGGUGACAGCAUGAAAUUGUAAUGCGUGCGCAGCAGCUAGCUCGGAGUCGUAUGACAGUACACGAUUUGUGGUGCAGGCCAUUGUUGAGUUUUAAUACUCCCAGAUAUUGUGUAGCAAUAACCUCAAUAAUGGUAUAAUGUUGAUGCAUUG